CUAAAUGAAAAUUCAAGCCAUGCGAAACAAAAACGAACGCAUCGGAACAACGUGUACUUACAUCUUCGUAUUCAACUUCGGCAUAUUACUGAAAUCAGCGACGAAAUCCCACACAGCUUUGGGUUCUUGGUUGGGUAUGAACAGUUCAUACGUUCUUAGUUGCUUUCCUCUCUUCAACGUUAGAAAAAUGAGGACGACACACCCCAAAAUAAGAGGAAACUUGCGACGUAUUCGUAAUCCUACCAUGGUUUAAGUGUUAAAAGUGAGUGAUUCGGACGCGUUGAGGGAAGGGAUGCCAGUUGUAGCCAUAUUAGUUUUAUUUAUUCAUUUGAAAAAGUGGACGCGGACUUUAGAUAAGGCUGCAGGUAUACAUUCCAAUUAGCCUUCGUUUGAAUUCGUAAUUUAAACGCCCAUCAAAGUAACAAUGAUCUAAUUCCAGCUCCAAUAUCGCUCCAUCGCAAAAAAAUACACGAGCCUAAAAAGAUCGAAAUAAAAAAUUCACUUGCUUAAUCAUAUCCUCCUACACACUGCAGCACCUUCCGAAAAUAGAUAAAAGGUAUGAGUUCCAUCAUCAGAAUGACUAAUCCCAAAUCCCUUUCCUCAACGAGAGAAGAGUAUUCCACAUAAACAGAGUGCGCCCGUAUCCCCGUGUCCUCCCACAGCCGCCCCCGUUUUCUGUGGAAGAUCGAGGAGGAGGUUUCUUGUCGUAUUUUCAAGCUCCGAUGAGCGAACGAUGUAUGCGUAAGGAGGCGUGCCUUAGAUAACACGACAGAGGAGCCAGAGGAGGGGGUCGAGGUGGCUCUCAUCAGAAUGGCUCCUUAAUGGAAUAAAGGGAAGCCCUACGACAUGAGCAGCCUCGACUCCAGGGGGGGAAACCUGCUGCUGGCACUGAGUUGGCCCUGUUAGUCUGGCACUGGCACUCGUAGCUCUCUGGCGGUGGCACUCUCGGCGCUUGUGACUUGGCCCUGGUAGUUUGUCACUGGCACUCAGCUCUCUGGCACUGGCACUGUAGGCUCUCGUGAGGUUACCAUGGCAGGCAAAUCGAGUACUCGGGUCCUCUUGGUGACGGCUAACAUCGCCUCGUGCUUUGAACAGCCUGACACCAUGCUGAAGCCAUGGAUCACAGAAUUUUUAAAGACUGUAGAGGACCAUGAGCCACAGUUCAUAGCACUCCACUGCCAGGAAGUUGGAGGAAAGAAUUACGAAGAAAGUAUGCAGCAUGUUGAACAUUUUGUCAGGUCACUGCUGAAUAGAGGGACUAUGUUACCUUAUGACAAGAUUAGAGUUUUCCUAGAUGAGGAGUACGAGUCUGCCGAAAAGUUCACUGCCCUGGGUAAUCUUUACUUCAUCCAUCAAAACGUUCAAGAUGUACAGAUUUGGGAUUUUGAAGGUAUGCCAAAGUCCCUUUAUUAUGUAGAUAGAGAACCAGGGAAGCGUAAGGUUUUUUUUUUUCAUAUUUUUUGUUUAUUUGCUCCUAAAGGGCAAAUUAUCAAGACAUUUCUGUUGUCACUGAAUCAGUUUUACAUUUUCUUGUAUUGUAUUGUAUAUGUAUUUUUACCCUUUAAUCCCCCUCAGCAGGUGUAGCUCAAAGACAUUUGUAUUUGUACUAAAAUGAACCUUGGGAGUCUUGAGUUUAACCCAAAAAAGACUGCUGAUUAAAGUAAUACUAAUGGUAUUUAGAACAAUGGGAAAUCUAGGCCAAGAUUUUUUUUCUUUUUAAUCUGAAUUCUGUCUCAUUGAAAGGAUAUUAAACUGGGCUCAUGUAAGUGCAGGAAGUCACCAUUCACUUCAUAAAAAGUAAUUCCCAAAUGCAGGAUAGCAGGGGAAUAUAACCUGCAUCAGUUAUAUUAUAUGACAAGGUAAGAUGUCUAUUUCAACAGGCACUUAAACACUUUUUUCCUUGCUAUUAGUCUAUUGUUUACUAUUAUUGUCCUUGGCCUACUCUCACAAAUAAGAGAAAUGAUAUUGUGGCUUCCUGUGUAAUGUAAGUUCGUAAGUUAUGAUGAAUGAUUGUCUCCUUGUUGAGGUUGUUAUUGUUUUUAUGGCACAUGGUCAGGAGAUAUACCAAAUUGCUUGGUAUGAGUAAUAAUGAAGAGGAUGUUAAGAACACUAGGUAAAAUCAGGACACCUGUUCAUAAUGUCAUAAGUGGAGAUUCCCCGGGGAUUCCCCUACUCGAUGCACUAAGGUUUUACAAUCCACAGAUGAAAUGUAGGUAAAGAUUGUCAUUUUGCUUUUUCCUGCAUUUGUACUUACUGAAGUUUAUUCUUCAAUUUCUUAUUGACUCCCAUUUUUUAUUUUUUUUAUUGCUAAAAUCAUUAUCUGAAUGAUGUACCUUUUAAGGGUAAGGAGAACAGAAGAGCUGUUAAUGAUU
This is a messenger RNA of Penaeus vannamei (Pacific white shrimp), 2372 nucleotides long. The record is from RefSeq and is a predicted model, not a curated record. NCBI's taxonomy places the organism in Eukaryota, Metazoa, Arthropoda, Malacostraca, Decapoda, Penaeidae.